AUGCCGUCCUUCCUCUCUUCUACACCUCUCCACCUGCAAAAGGCGGCCGAGUACCGUAACCCGCCACCAAAAGGCCAGCCAUAUUCUCUCACGGUCCCAAACUCCAAAGUCGAUGGCCGAACUUCCAUCUAUCGACAUCACAAGUGUCCCGAUGGCACCCUCCAGACCAUCGAUCCCUCUAUCCUCACAGGGCAUGACAUGUUCGAAUCUGCUGCGCAGCGAUAUCCUCAUUCUCCCUGUCUUGGGUGGCGGCCGUGGGACGCUUCAAAGAAUGCAUAUGGCAGUUACGAAUGGAUCGACUAUGAGACGGUCGCACAACGCCGCAAGAACUUUGGCGUUGGCCUCGUAGAAAUACACGCAAGAGAAGGAAUCACUGGGGCCCAGUACGGGAUCGGCUUAUGGUGUCAAAACAGACCGGAAUGGCAACUCACCGAUCUCGCAUGCAUGUCUCAAUCGCUCUUCUCGGUCUCAUUGUACGAUACCCUCGGUCCAGACACAUCAGAGUACAUUAUCCGACACGCCGACCUGGCCUGCGUGGUGUGCUCUCUGUCCCACGUCCCGACGUUGUUGAAGAUCAAGCCCAGGCUAUCAAAGUUGAAGGUACUGGUCGUCAUCGACCCUCUGGAAUCCGGCAGCGAGAAGCCAGAACUCUCCAAACAGGCCCUCUUGGACAAGUUUGCGGCAGAUGUAGGCUUGAAGAUAUACUCUCUUGAUACCGUGGAGAAGUUGGGCGCAUCGCUCGAUCGACCGGUCAAUCCGCCUCGGCCAGCCGACCCGAUCACGAUAAACUACACCUCUGGGACGACAGGUCCUCCCAAGGGCGUUGUGCUCACCCACGCCAUGGCGGUUGCGGCGACCUCGUCCUCUCUCGUCAGUUCCAGCUCGGACAACAAGUCUAGUAUUCUCUCGUACCUCCCCCUUGCGCACAUCUACGGGCGUCUUAUCGAACACUCGGCGCUGUGGUCGGGAAGUCGGAUAGGUUACUUCCACGGCAAUGCUCUCGAACUCGUCGAAGAUCUCAAAUGCAUCCGGCCGACCACCUUUGCCUCGGUGCCGAGACUGUUCAACCGCUUUGGUGGCGCGAUCAAAGCGGCCACCGUGGAACAGCCUGGUGUGAAAGGUUCGUUGUCGCGGUAUAUUGUGCGUACUAAGCUCGCGAACGCGAAUCCAAACACCGCCCAGAACCCUACAUACUCACACCCGGUCUACGAUCGCGUGUGGGGAAAGAAGGUUGCAUCAGCGCUGGGACUCGACCGGGCAAAGACCAUGGUGUCUGGAAGUGCGCCGCUGGAUCCGUCCCUGCAACAGUUCCUGCGCGUCGUUUUCUCGGCACGCGUCUUCCAAGGUUAUGGGCUUACUGAAACAUAUGCGAUUGCCUUAACGCAGCCGACCGACGACUUCAGCGUGGGCAACUGCGGCGCUGUGACGCCGUGCAACGAAGCCUGCCUCCUCUCGGUUCCGGACAUGGAGUACACGGUUGAGGACAAGCCGUACCCGCGCGGCGAACUUCUCCUGCGCGGAUCGAGCGUGUUCACGGGCUACUUCAAGAAUGAAGAGGAGACGGCCAAGUCGUUCACCGAGGACGGCUGGUUCAAGACGGGUGACAUCUGCAGCGUCGACGAGCUGGGCCGCUUCCGCAUCAUCGACCGCCGCAAGAACGUCCUCAAGCUCGCACAGGGCGAGUACAUCUCCCCGGAGCGCAUCGAGGGCGUGUACCUGUCCAGCUGCUCGUACCUGGCGCAGGCGUUCGUGCACGGGGACAGCGUGCAGACGUUCCUCGUGGCCAUUCUGGCCGUGCAGCCCGAUACCUUUUCGGUCUUCGCGUCCAAGCUGCUCGGCAAGGAAAUCGCCCCGACAGACAUGGCCGCGAUCCAGGCCGCGUGCGACGACCCCAAGGUCAAGGCUGCCGUGCUCAGCGACCUCGACAAGGCCGGGCGCAGGAAGAAGUUCGCCGGCUACGAACGCGUGCGCAACGUCAAGCUGUACAUCGACCCGUUUACCAUCGACAACGAGUUACUCACGCCGACGCUGAAACUGAAGAGACCGGUGGCCGCCAAGAAGUUUAGAGACGUCUUGGAUCAGUUGUACGCGGAGGGUUUGGAGAUGGAGAAACAAGGUGCUGGUGCCGGGAAAGCCAGGGCCAAGCUGUGA
Exophiala spinifera is the source of this 2151-nucleotide messenger RNA. RefSeq lists its product as uncharacterized. Gene Ontology annotation, biological process: long-chain fatty acid metabolic process. The record is from RefSeq and is a predicted model, not a curated record. The coding region runs from base 1 to 2151 and encodes 716 amino acids. Lineage: Eukaryota; Fungi; Ascomycota; Eurotiomycetes; Chaetothyriales; Herpotrichiellaceae. Gene Ontology annotation, molecular function: long-chain fatty acid-CoA ligase activity. Gene Ontology annotation, cellular component: endoplasmic reticulum; membrane. The transcript has a single exon.